AUGGAAGUUUCUUUGAAUAUCAAAAUUGCCCCUCCACCUUCCAACCCGAACACCCAGCGAGAGCGUUUCCUUGGUAAUUUUACGGAAAAGCCAAUGGCUUUCUCAGCUUCCUCCUCUUUCCUCUGCCUUCUCUCAGCGCUUCCCCCAUGAAGUCAACCCAGAAGCAUCCAUAGUUUCCCAUCUCUCAGUAAUUUUCUUCUCACAUUCACUCUCAUCUCAAAGACUUGCUAAACACCACAAGAGAGGAAGAGUGGAAAUGGAUCUCAAUUCUCACAGCGGCUCAUAUCUUGGAACGCAAACCCUCACGCCCAGAUAAAGCGGAACGGAGUGAGUGUCUCUAGGAGUGGUUAUUAUUAGUUUUAUCUGGCUAUGGAGACCACAAUUUGGAUCCAAAAUCUUUGGAUUCUUGGCAUGUUGAUGUCCUUCACCCUCACCUCCUCAAACUCAUUUUACCAACUCGAAGAAGACCAUUCUGUGACCCACAACUAUGCCCGCUUCCCCGAGGUGGAGAAAGAAUGCCGGUCGGUCCUCAGAUCGGCUUCCAGAUUGGAAUCGGAUGCGAACGGGAUCCAAGCCAUCCAGCCGGAGCUCUCCUUCUUCCGGGGAGACUGGAGGCAGGACGUCGGCGACGCCCCUCUGAUGCCGUUCGAUGGAAGCGAUGCUUCGGUGGACCAUUCCAGCGCGCCCGAUCCCCUUCGCCUGGCAACCUUCAUGCUGACCCAUGUCGAUCGCUCUCACCUUACCGCGGUGAAUGUCAGUGGAGUUCUGGGUAUUGCCAUAUCGAGGAACGGCACCGCCCCAGAGAUGCGCCGGUAUUCGUAUCCGGAAUUCCUGAUUUGGCCUGGGAGCUCCGAGCUCAGGAUUCUUUUCGAAGGGAUCUACGCCGAGUCUGACAACAAGAAUGGUGGAGAGAGGGUCUUGUGCUUGUUGGGGAAUGCUGUGCUUCCAUCUCGCCAACCCGAUUCCACCGACCCAUGGGAGUGGGUGAAGGAUAUCCGUUCGAACAAUUUCCAGCUUCCCCUCUUGCAAGACGAGCGGAUCUUGCUCCUCCUCCGCUAUCCUAAGGCCUUCAAGCUGACAAGUAGAGUGGUGCAUGGGGAAAUGCGGAGCCUAAAUCGGCGGUCAAGCCUUAGGUACUUUGAUAAGGUCCGGUUAUCUUCCCAGUUGGGCGCUUAUUCAAACUACCAGUUUGGGUCGGAAGAGUUCGUGUCCAAGGCCUGCAGCCCUUACCCUUAUCAAGAUGAUGUGGUGGGUGGCCGCUUCGAGGUCUAUAAAGGAACUGGCUUCUGUGGAGUGCUUGAUCAGUUCAUCUCUGGAGAGGUUCUCGAUGUUGUACCAAACUGGAACUGUAAUUCCACGGAUGAAUUCUGCAGUAGGCUGGGGCCUUUUGCAUCAGAGAGGGAGAUCAGGGCCACGGAUGGGGGUUUCGCCAAUGUGGGUAUCAUGAUGCAAGAUAUCAGGUGUGAGCCGGGCUUUGGUCACGAUCAUGUGAGCUUGGCAAAGGUGUCAGCGGUGUUCAGAGCUAUUCCUCCAUGGGAGAACCAGUACAGCGUGGCACAGAGGACCGGCCUCAAUAACAUGACUCUUUCAGCCGAGGGGAUUUGGAACUCAUCGGCCGGACAGCUCUGCAUGGUUGGAUGUCUUGGGCUUGGUGAUGGGGGAUGCCACUCUCGCAUUUGUUUAUAUAUUCCAACCUCCUUCUCGAUCGACCAGCGGAGUAUCAUUUUUGGAAGAAUUUCCAGUAUCAAUGACAGUGCUCACAUCUCGCACUACCCCUUGUCGUUUGAAAAGCCUGUGCAUCCUAUGCAACUAUGGACUAAGAUGAACAACUACCUUUAUGGUGGGGCUUACAAGUAUUCAAAGAUCAAGUUAGCCGGUGCUUUUCUUGAGAGAAGUGAACCUUUUGAUUUUCGUACUGUUAUCAAGAAAUCGCUCCUUAGCUAUCCGAGGAAGGGGGAUGAUAAUGAUGAUCUGGUCAAUCUUUCCAAUCUCGCAGAUGAUCUGACACUUCAUACAUAUGUGCUUCCAGAUCCACCACCCAAAAUUCGUACAAAGAGGCCUUUUCUCCAAAUGGAGAUACUCUCGCUUGGAUCAUUGUUUGGGCGCUCUUGGGCAUAUCGAAAUAUAUCAGUUGCAAAAGGUUGGACUCCAACCACUACAAAAGCGGUUUCCACUGAGAAGGAGCUACUUUUGAAUGUGUCGGCGGAAAUCACUCUCUCUGGAGAGCUGUAUGGCAAUGUCUCUGUGCUAUUCUUGGAGGGCCUUUAUAACCCAGUAGAUGGAAAGAUGUAUCUGAUAGGCUGCAGAGAUGUCCGUGCUUCAUGGAAAAUCUUGUUCGAAAGCAUGGAUCUUGAAGAUGGACUAGAUUGUUUGAUUGAAGUAAAAGUAGAGUAUCCACCAACAACCGCACGGUGGCUCAUAAAUCCGACAGCAAAGAUCUCCAUUGGUAGUCAAAGGAAUGAUGAUGACCCAUUCCAUUUCAACCAGGUCAAUCUCCAGACACUUCCAAUAUUGUAUCGGGAACAACGUCAGGACAUACUCUCUCGGAGAGGCGUAGAGGGGAUUCUUCGAAUCCUUACAUUGUCAGUAGCAGUCAUUUGCAUACUUAGCCAGCUGUUUUACAUUAGAGAUAAUACGAGUUCUACCCCCUUCAUUUCUCUUGUCAUGCUUGGUGUUCAGGCUCUUGGCUAUAGCAUUCCACUGAUCACAGGAGCCGAGGCACUGUUUGCCAGGCUGGCAGCUGAAUAUGAGACCCCAUCCUAUGAGUUUGAGAAGAAUCAGUGGUUCCAAAUUAUGGACUAUCUAGUGAAGAUUCUUGUGCUGGCUGCAUUUCUUCUUACUGUAAGGCUUGCUCAGAAGGUAUGGAAAUCCCGAAUCAGAUUACUGAGUCGCACUCCGCUUGAGCCACGAAGAGUCCCAAAUGAUAAACGGGUUCUUCUCUUUUCCUCUGCCAUACAUGUGGUUGGUUUUCUGGUAAUUCUUGUUGUGCACUAUAUUAAUGCCUCUAGGAGACCAAUUCACCAGGACACAUACAUUGAUUCAAGAGGGAAUAGCCAUAAAUUGCGUGAAUGGGGGAUUCAGCUGGAGGAGUAUAUAGGUCUUGUUCAAGAUUUUUUCCUGCUUCCUCAGAUCAUUGGCAACUUUUUGUGGCAGAUUAAUUGCAAACCUCUGAGGAAAGCCUACUACAUUGGAAUAACAGCAAUUCGGCUACUUCCACAUGUUUAUGAUUACAUCAGAGCUCCAGUUUUCAAUCCUUACUUCUCAGAGGAAUAUGAAUUUGUAAACCCAAGCUUAGAUUUCUAUUCCAGGUUUGGGGAUGUGGCAAUUCCAGUGACUGCUUCUGUGCUUGCAAUUGUCGUGUUUAUUCAGCAGACAUGGAAUUAUGAGAAACUUAGCCAGACUCUGAGAUCGCAGAAGAUACUUCUUCCUCUGGGAUCCACUGUCUAUGAGAGGCUACCCUCAAUGUCAUUUGAAGCAGAGCUUGUUUCUGGUGUGAAUGAAGCUAAAACCCAGGAUGCUUUGCAUGGCGAUGAAGAAUGAUGUUCCCUUUCUUAAAGAAUUUCCUGUUUCUUUCUUCCAAAGAUAUGGACUCAAUGUUUCACCAUGAAGUAUAUGUUUUUAAAAAGAGUAACUCGUUCCCCCUUUAAUAUACAUGUUAGCAAUGUAAUUUUCAUAUAGAAGACUGCGGUAGGGUUCUGAUAUAUAACUUUCUUACAUAAGAGUCACAUAGCUGUUCUUUUUCUGUCUUAAGUGGUCUGAACCAUUUGUUUCUGCAGAAAAACUUGGAAGUAUAAUCUAUAGACUGGCUUUCCUUA
Messenger RNA from Elaeis guineensis (African oil palm), 3815 nucleotides. RefSeq lists its product as uncharacterized. Lineage: Eukaryota; Viridiplantae; Streptophyta; Magnoliopsida; Arecales; Arecaceae. Gene Ontology annotation, cellular component: intracellular membrane-bounded organelle. The record is from RefSeq and is a predicted model, not a curated record.